Venustampulla echinocandica is the source of this 1362-nucleotide messenger RNA. Its product is annotated as Glucanase. Lineage: Eukaryota; Fungi; Ascomycota; Leotiomycetes; Helotiales; Pleuroascaceae. The transcript has 2 exons. Bases 1 to 1362 code for a protein of 453 amino acids. Gene Ontology annotation, biological process: carbohydrate metabolic process. Gene Ontology annotation, molecular function: hydrolase activity, hydrolyzing O-glycosyl compounds. The record is from RefSeq and is a predicted model, not a curated record.
AUGUAUCGCAGUCUUGCUCUUGCCACCUCCCUGGUCGCCGCUGUGGCGCGCGGCCAGCAGGUAGGAACACAACAAACGGAGACUCACCCCUCGAUGACCUGGUCGAAAUGUUCUUCCGGAGGUUCUUGCUCAACUCAACAGGGCAAGGUGGUCAUUGAUGCCAAUUGGCGUUGGGUCCACGACAAGACGGCCAACAGCUAUACUAACUGCUAUACCGACAAUAGCUGGGAUGCCACACUUUGCCCCGACAACAAGAAGUGCGCGGCCAACUGUGCUCUCGAGGGUGCUGACUACAAGGCUACAUAUGGUGCUGAGGUCAGCGGCAAUUCUUUGAAGCUCACAUUCGUUACCAAGGGUACUUAUGCUACCAACAUCGGAUCCCGUCUGUAUUUGAUGGAUACCGAUACCUCAUACCAGCAAUUCAAGCUCCUGAACAACGAGUUCACCUUCGACGUUGAUGUUUCCAAGCUACCGUGCGGUCUCAAUGGUGCUCUUUACUUCGUUUCCAUGGAUGCAGAUGGUGGAAUGAAGAGAUUCUCAACCAACAAAGCCGGUGCAAAGUAUGGUGUCGGAUACUGUGAUGCGCAAUGCCCGCGCGAUCUCAAGUUCAUCAACGGCGAGGCCAACGUUGAGAACUGGAAGCCCUCCAGCAAUGACCCGAAUGCCGGUGUUGGAGGACACGGCUCUUGCUGCGCUGAGAUGGAUAUCUGGGAGGCUAACUCCAUGGCUGCCGCCGUGACACCCCAUUCAUGCAAGACCGUCUCUCAAACCCGAUGUGAUGGUGACGACUGUGGAGGAACCUACUCCGCCACCCGAUAUGCCGGUGUUUGCGAUCCCGACGGAUGCGAUUUCAACUCCUACCGCCAGGGUGACACGAGCUUCUACGGCAAGGGCCUCACCGUCGAUACCAGCAAGAAGUUCACGGUCGUGACGCAAUUCAUUGGCAGCCCCUUGACUGAGAUCAAGCGCUUCUACGUCCAGAAUGACAAGGUCAUCCCCAACUCUCAGUCCUUGAUCCCCAACGUCACCGGAAACUCCAUCACCCCUGCCUUCUGUGACGCCCAAAAGGCCGCCUUUGGUGACAAUUACUCUUUCAAGACCCAAGGUGGCUUCCCAUCCAUGAGCUCUGCUCUCGAUGCUGGCAUGACCCUCGUCAUGUCCAUUUGGGAUGAUCAUUACGCCAACAUGCUCUGGCUCGACUCCACAUACCCAACCACCAACAGCGCUCCAGGUGGACCCAGAGGUGCCUGCGAUGUCACCUCCGGUGUCCCAGCUGAUGUUGAGAAGGCCAGCCCCGACGCCAGCGUCAUCUACUCCAACAUCAAGUUCGGCCCCAUCGGCUCCACAUUCAAGCAACCAUAA